Lytechinus pictus (painted urchin) is the source of this 996-nucleotide messenger RNA. RefSeq lists its product as uncharacterized. The annotation marks the transcript as partial. Lineage: Eukaryota; Metazoa; Echinodermata; Echinoidea; Temnopleuroida; Toxopneustidae. The record is from RefSeq and is a predicted model, not a curated record. The transcript has a single exon.
CUUGUUGGGCCAGAAGGAUCACAAGCUGCCAUUGCCAUAGUUACACCACUAAUGAGACGCGUCCAUAAACUAAUUAAACAUUCAGCCGAAUUAGUAUUUAUUGAUGCCACUGGGAACAUGGACCGCCAAGGAUGUAGAGUUUUUUUGCUCUUGACCCACAGUUCUUGCGGAGGACUACCACUUGGAGUACUAAUUACAACUAGUGAAAGCACAGAAACAGUGACAGAGGCACUGAAUUUGUACAAUUCACUAUUGGAUGACAGUGCAUAUUUUGGGCGUGGGAAGUCUGGGCCUGAGCUCUUCAUGACAGAUGACAGUACGUCGGAACGGCAAUCACUUCAUGCUGUCUACCCUAAUGCCAAUCUACUCCUUUGUGUCUUUCACAUACUUCAAGCAUAUUGGCGUUUCUUGUGGGAAGCUAAGAAUGCAGUUAGGAAGGAAGACAGGCCACAUCUGUUUUCUUUGUUGAGGAACAUGCUGUACUGUGACACUGUUGAAGCAUUGGAGGCAAAGCACGAGGACAUCAUGAAUGAUGAAACCUUGGAGAAAUAUGCAAAUGUACAUAAGCAUUUGGAGGACAUCUAUGCCAGAAAGAUGACUUGGGCUGUGUGUUACCGAGCUGACCUGAACAUUCGUAACAAUAACACAAAUAACUUCGCAGAAUCUGCCAUGCGCAUAAUGAAGGAUCAGAUCCUUGAGAGGACCAAGGCCUAUAAUGUGAUCCAGCUAGUGGACUUCAUUGUCACAAGGCUGGAGACGUAUUAUGAAAGACGGCUUAUCGAUGUCUGUAACAACAGAUUGGACAGGGUGCUCCAGUCUCGGUUUCUGCCAAGUAUUGCCACUGGAUCUGAGAUUGAUCCCAACAAAAUCGUGAGGUUUGAGGACAGUCAGAGUGUGUUCUUCGUUCCUAGUGAGACGGAUGAUACAACAACAUACAUGGUGGAUACUGCUCUCGGUGUGUGUGAUUGCAGGAAAGGAAUGACAGGUAAGACUUAA